GGUAAGAGGGCGAAAUGAUGGGACAACUGGUGUGAGCAAUCGUAGUUGCAAGAGUGGCUUUCGAGAACACAGAAGAGAUGAAAGGGGUAAAGGCAGCAAUGGCAAGUCUCCCCGAGAUGAAAAUGGUUUGUUCAUGGCCUUGCUUCUGGGAACUCUAAACAAAAUGAUAAGAAAAUGGUACAAAAGGGGAGGCAUGAAGAAAGUAGUCACCUCAAGACUGUCUCUGAGCAGUUGAAAGAGGCCCACAUGGAUAGUGACGAUGUAGCAACAUCUUAUCUCCAUAGGCAUGGAAAGCACUGCAAAAAUGAGCAAAUGGGUGAGGAACCAGUAGCCAACAUGCGGAGCUACCGUGGUGGAUUGAAGAGGGGGAAAAGGUGCAAGAGAAGAACUCGAACUAUUAAAGCGUCAAGAGAUGCUGGGGGUAAAAACAGAUUGUCUGUGGCCUCUGAUGCUUUUGUUCAAAGUUCAGCUUGUUUUAAGUACCAAAUGGAGGAGGGAGAAGAGGAGUAUGACGAGGAAAAUGUCGUGAGGGCUCCUAGAAAUGGUUAUGGGAUUCCUUGGAACUGGUCAAGAAUUCAUCAGAGGGGGAAAUCGAUCCUCGACAUGGCUGGGAGGAGUUUGUCUUGUGGUUUGUCUGACUCAAAAUCAAAGAAAGGUGGUCCAGUUCUGAGAGAUGAUUCUGAUAUAAAUGAGAUGUCUGAUCUCUCAAACUCGUCUACUAAAUCUAAUGCAGAAGCACGUCCUCUACUAGUGGAGGCAUCUGGAUCUCUGGAAAGCAUGGAUAAUACUGCUUGGGUACAUGACUAUUCUGGAGAGUUAGGUAUUUAUGCUAAUAAUAUAUUAAGUCCUGAUAUUGAUGCUGACCUUGAUUCAGAAUCUAGAUCUGGGAAUCAACACAAGUUUAGAAGGCAUCACAAUGGUAGGCUCCGGAAUCUAAGUCAAAAAUACAUGCCGAGAACCUUUAGAGAUCUAGUGGGACAGAAUUUGGUAGCACAAGUGCUUUCAAAUGCUGUUUCUAGAAGGAAGGUUGGGCUUAUGUAUGCAUUCUAUGGACCUCCUGGUACAGGGAAAACCUCUUGUGCAUGUAUAUUUGCAAAAGCUAUAAAUUGCCAGUCAUUGGAAUCAGAGAAACCUUGUGGUUCUUGCAAUUCUUGCAUUGCAUAUGAUCUGGGUAAGAGCCAAAAUAUGAGGGAAUUAGGUCAAGUUAGUAGUUUUGAGAGCGUUAUUGAUCUACUUAACAAUAUGAUUGUUUCCCAUCUGCCAUCACAGCACAGAGUCCUUAUUUUUGAUGAUUGUGACGCUCUCUCUCCUGAUUGCUGGAGUGCCAUGUCAAAGUUCAUUGAUCGAGCACCUAGGCAUGUGGUUUUUGUUCUUGUCUGUUCAAGUCUUGAUGUUUUGCCUCAUACAAUCAUAUCCAGGUGCCAUAAAUUCUUUUUUCCAAAGUUGAAGGAUGCAGAUAUUGUCCAUGCUCUGCAGUUGAUUGAAACAAGAGAAGGUCUUGAUAUUGAUAAGGAUGCGAUAAAACUUAUUGCAUCUAGAUCAGAUGGAUCUUUGAGGGAUGCUAAAAUGACUCUUGAGCAAUUGAGUUUGCUUGGGCGGAGGAUCUCUGUUCAGUUGGUUCAGGAAUUGGUUGGACUAAUCUCUGAUGAGAAGUUGAUAGAAUUACUCGAUUUGGCAUUAUCUGCUGACACAGUUAACACUGUGAAAAAUCUGAGACAGAUCAUAGAAUCUGGUGUUGAGCCAUUAGCUUUAAUGUCGCAACUUGCUACGCUAAUCACCGAUAUUUUGGCUGGUAGUUUUGAUUUGCUGAAAGAAAGGUCUAGAAGGAAGUUCUUUCGAAGACAAGCUUUAUCAAAAGAACAUAAGGAAAGGCUGCGCCAAGCUCUGAAAACAUUAUCGGAAGCGGAAAAACAGCUUAGACUUUCGAAUGACAGACUAACAUGGCUAACAGCUGCAUUGCUCCAACUUGCUCCUGACCAACAGUAUAUGUUUCCCAGUUCGUCUACAAACACUAGUUUUAAUGAUAGUCCGUUGGUCCAAAGUAAGGCUAGCGCAAGAGAGAGACCUUGGAAGAGUAAUGUUGAGCACCCUGAGAUUCCUAAUAAUGAUAGAGCAUUGUCAACACAUAUUGCCAGAAUGGAAGACAUUCAAGCUGAAUGUUGUAGUGAUGCUUAUCAUAAUGCUAAGAUUAGAGGUAAUACGACAGAUUGCAGGAGAAUUGCAAAAUCUGUAAUAAUUCCUCAACAAACAUUCUCGCUCUCUGCUGAUUCGAAUGAAAUAAGUGGCAGACCUGUAUCCAAUAGAGUAUGUAAUGAAGUUGAAGAAAUUUGGCUGGAGGUGCUUGAAAAUAUUCAAAUUCAUAGUGUAAAAGAGUUCAUGUACCAAGAAGGAAAGCUGAUUUCUGUCAGUUUUGGUGCAGCCCCAACUGCCCGGUUGACGUUUAGUUCACACCUGACAAAAUCAAAGGCAGAGAAGUAUACAACACACAUACUACAAGCAUUUGAGUCUGUUCUCGGGUCCCCUGUGACAAUUGAAAUCAAAUGUGAAUCAAAGAAAGUUGCAAGGAAUGAAAUUGCUGAAAUAGCUUUCCAUGGGGGAGUACGAGGCAAUGAGCAUAAAGAUAGCAACACACAAUAUGAUAGAAGAAGUUUGGAAGGAGCUUGGAUGGGAGACGCAGAAGCUUCACAUAAGAAAUCCUAUAUUGCUUUGUUUCAAGAAAGGAGACAGUUCGGUCAAAUGAAUGAGAGUCAGAGCCUUGUGAGAAGCAAGGUUUCCCUUGGACAUGAAAGUCAGGAUGCACAAGGAUGCGCACACCAAAAUGGAUGGUUAGCAUCCAAUUCAGUUUCAAUCGCUGAAGAGCUUGAACAAGAUAAUCUGAAACUAGAAGCUAGAUCAAGAAGAUUGCUUUGUUGGAAUGCAUCUAGAGCAACUCGUCGAAAGCUUUCUCGUUCGAAGAUUAGGACCAGGAAAUCCCAAGCUUUGCUGAGAUUUGUCUCCUGUGGAAAUUGUCUUUCAAAUAAGUCGCUGACGUAGUACAACAAAUCAUACAUGAUGAUCCCGAAGGCUUCGGUGAAUUUAUUCAUAUCCUACUAAUUGGAUGGUUAAUCCUGAUUAAUUAAUAAAGAAUAGAUUAGGUCUAAAAGAAAUGGGAUAGUGUAGCCUAUAUUAUGAAAUCUCAGUUGUUUUCUGUCAAUCAUUUGUUAUGCAGUGUAAGCUCAUAUUCUUUGCAAAGCAAUUGCAUGCUCCUUAGAGUAGUGUUAAGUAUGAAGUAUAUUUGGGCGGGGGACAUUGUUUGAGCCCUUAUUGACUAAUAUGUCCUUGUGGCAUUGCUAGAGAUGAGACUUAAGAGUAUGCAAAAAAAGAUUGCUUGAUGUUUAUAGAUGAGUUGAGGCUUCCUAAAAUCUCUUUGU
Rhododendron vialii is the source of this 3410-nucleotide messenger RNA. RefSeq names its product protein STICHEL-like 3. The transcript is spliced from 6 exons. Lineage: Eukaryota; Viridiplantae; Streptophyta; Magnoliopsida; Ericales; Ericaceae. Gene Ontology annotation, cellular component: DNA polymerase III complex; nucleus; DNA replication factor C complex. Gene Ontology annotation, biological process: DNA-templated DNA replication; DNA repair. The record is from RefSeq and is a predicted model, not a curated record. Gene Ontology annotation, molecular function: DNA binding; ATP hydrolysis activity; DNA clamp loader activity. Bases 175 to 3033 code for a protein of 952 amino acids.